Molecule: messenger RNA, 1217 nt
Organism: Onychostruthus taczanowskii (white-rumped snowfinch)
Lineage: Eukaryota; Metazoa; Chordata; Aves; Passeriformes; Passeridae
Gene: BBLN
Product: bublin coiled coil protein
Exons: 2
Coding region: 52-333 (93 amino acids)
Source: RefSeq, a predicted model, not a curated record
UGCACGGGCGCGCCGUGCGGGCGGCGCCGAGGCGCGGGCGGGCGCGGCGGGAUGUCGGGGCCCAACGGAGACCCGCACGUGUUGGGCGGCGGCGCCGGCGACGAGGGCGACGAGGGCGGGGACACCUUCGAGGAGGAAGAAUAUGCAGCAAUAAACUCCAUGCUGGACCAGAUCAACUCCUGCUUGGAUCACCUGGAGGAGAAGAAUGAUCACCUACACAUCUGCUUGAAGGAACUGCUGGAGUCCAACCGCCAGACCCGGCUGGAGUUCCAGCAGCAGAGCAAGCAGCUGAACACAGGAGCUGAUGUGCAGGGAUCCCAGCCUCCUGCCUAGAGUCUGACCACACACUCUCAGCUGGUGUUGCUAAGGGGACAGUUACUGGUCACCAAUUUAAUGUAGAACUUGAAUAGCAGAGGUGCCUCAUGUCUGUUACUUGUUCCUUUCUGUGUUUGUGUCCUGCCGUUCAUUUCCAUGUUGUUUUCCUUUAGCUGUGAGACAGGUGCAGAAGCACAAGGGUGGCUAUAGGAGAGCUGGGUCUUUCUGCUCCCCAACAUGAACCUGGCACUCACACCUGGUUAAAGCUGGUUGUAGGAAACCUGAGCCCAUGCAGGAAGUUUGCAGGCAGGCCCUCUUCACAAAGUGGAAAAAUGAUCUCUGCUCUCUUUUCCUUAAAUCCAAGCAAAGAGUAUUGUGGCUCUACAGCCUUUGGCAGGGGCUGUCCUGACUCCAGGCUUGUCCCUAAGUGUAACUUUGAUAACAGCCCUGGAGAGGGAGGGCCUAGGCCUUGAAUCUACAGCUUCUUCUCCCUUAGUCACAUCAACUGUGAUUACAAAAUACUGGCACAUGGUUCCAGAUCACUGGACACUUCCACUCCAUUCCAAGCAGAUAAGACAAGCUACCAGGGUGGUGUUUCUGACCAUUGUAACUGGGAACUGCCCCACUCUUCAGCUGCCAUUAAGGACCGAGGUGUGGAGAGGCAGAGCAGCCUGGUUAGCCCCCACCACAGCGUCAGCAAUAGAAAGCAGAGCCCUCCCUGUACAUUCUGACAAGGCACGAGAGGUCUGGUCUGUACUUUGUGAUCUUGUCAGUAUGUCCUAGAGCCAGCACUUUUGAAGAAGUCUUAACUGUUCUACUUACGUAGAGUUAAAGGAGUUUUUUGGAAAGUUAAAGAGGUUAUUUAAAAGAAAUGUGUUUUAUUAAAAUCAGUUUGAAACAAA